This is a messenger RNA of Miniopterus natalensis, 3259 nucleotides long. Lineage: Eukaryota; Metazoa; Chordata; Mammalia; Chiroptera; Miniopteridae. The record is from RefSeq and is a predicted model, not a curated record.
GCAAUAAAGCAAAGCAGCCUCCUCCACUAUAGCACACAAUACAGUGAAGGAGGCUGACUCCAGUCAAGUAAUCAACAUAAGUGCCGUAAAGGAGGACCCGUUGCUCUGAAAUUAACAGUGGUGUUUGCACCUGGCAGGAAAGCCAGACAAAGCUUCCUCAAGGAAGGUGUAGAUCAUUUAAGAAAGAGCAAGAAGUUGACUGGGGAUAGAGUACAAUAUGCAGGUGAUCUCGGGAAGUCCUGCUGGCCCUCCCUUUCUGGAGGUGUUGUGUGUGUGUGUGCGCGGGGCCGGUCUCAUCUCUCCCACAGGAUAUGACUGGCCAAGAAUCUGGACAGCAGCUUCUACUUGUCCCAAUAGUAGCGCGGCCGGCAGCCAUGGACAAGAUCCUUGAGGCGGUGGUGAUGUCGUCGUACCCGGCAAGCGUGAAACAAGGGCUGGUGCGGCGCGUGUUGGAAGCGGCGCGGCAGCCCCUGGAGCGGGAGCAGUGCCUGGCGCUGCUGGCACUGGGCACGCGCCUCUACGUGAGUGGCGCCGACGAGCUGCCGCGCCGCGUGGGCUGCCAGCUGCUGCACGUAGCGGGCCGCCACCACCCCGAUGUCUUCGCCGAGUUCUUCAGCCAGCUGGUGCGCUGCCUCGGCCGCUUCCGCUGCCCGGCCGAGGGCGAGGAGGGCGCGGUGGAGUUCCUGGAGCAGGCCCAGCAGGUGAGCGGGCUCCUGGCGCAGCUGUGGCGCGCGCAGCCGGCCGCCAUCCUGCCCUGCCUCAAGGAGUUGUUCGCCGUCAUCUCCGGCACAGAGGAGGAGCCACCGUCUAGUGCCCUGGCCAGCGUGGUCCAGCACCUCCCAUUGGAGCUCAUGGAUGGUGUCAUCCGGAACCUCAGCAAUGACGACAGUGUGACGGACUCUCAGAUGCUGACUGCCAUCAGCAGGAUGAUCGACUGGGUGUCCUGGCCCUUGGGGAAGAACAUUGACAAGUGGAUCAUUGCACUGCUGAAGGGCCUGGCUGCAGUUAAGAAGUUCAGCAUCUUGAUUGAGGUUUCACUCGCCAAAAUUGAGAAGGUUUUCUCCAAGCUUCUGUACCCUAUUGUCCGUGGAGCUGCCUUAUCUGUCCUCAAGUACAUGCUCCUGACGUUCCAGCAUUCCCACGAAGCCUUCCACCUGCUCCUCCCUCACAUCCCUCCCAUGGUGGCCUCUCUGCUCAAGGAGGACUCCAACUCAGGGAGCAGCUGCCUGGACCAGCUGGCAGAGCUGGUCCACUGCAUGGUGUUCCGGUUCCCGGGCUUCCCGGACCUGUAUGAGCCCAUCAUGGAGGCCAUCAAGGACCUCCAUGUUCCCAAUGAGGACCGCAUCAAGCAGCUACUGGGGCAGGAUGCCUGGACCUCACAGAAGAGCGAGCUGGCUGGCUUCUAUCCCCGGCUCAUGGCCAAAUCAGACACGGGCAAGAUUGGUUUAAUCAAUCUGGGCAACACAUGCUACGUGAACAGCAUCCUUCAGGCCUUGUUCAUGGCUUCUGAUUUCAGACACUGUGUGCUCCGUUUGACUGAGAACAACUCACAGCCCUUGAUGACCAAGCUACAGUGGCUCUUUGCUUUCCUGGAGCACAGCCAGCGUCCUGCCAUUUCUCCGGAGAAUUUCCUCUCUGCAUCCUGGACACCCUGGUUCAGCCCCGGCACCCAGCAGGACUGCUCCGAGUACCUGAAGUACCUGCUGGAUCGGCUGCACGAAGAGGAGAAGACCGGGACCAGGAUCUGCCAGAAGCUCAAGCAGUCCAGCUCGCCGUCCCCGCCAGAGGAGCCCCCUGCGCCCAGUUUGACCUCGGUGGAGAAGAUGUUCGGAGGCAAGAUCGUGACUCAGAUCCGCUGUCUCCGCUGCCUCAAUGUCUCCUCCAGGGAGGAGGCCUUCACGGACCUCUCUCUUGCCUUUCCGCCGCCUGAGCGCUGUCGCCGCCGCCGCCUGGGCUCCGUCAUGCUCCCUGCAGAGGGCCUGGGAGCCCCGGAGCCCCCGCCGCCCGCAGCCCAGGUCCCGGGCAGGGCGGGUGCUCAGAGGCAGAGGAAACACUGCAUCACGGCCGACGGGCCCCCGACCGUCCUGGGCAUUGAGGGCCCGGGCCCCCAGGGGCCCGCGGGGCAGAGCAGUCCGGAGAAGGCGGAGAAAGAGGGGGACGCCGAGGAGGACGCCGCCCCCGGUGCGGAGGGCUCCCGCUCGGUCCUGGACCUGGUCAACUACUUCCUGUCCCCGGAGAGGCUGACGGCGGAGAACCGCUACCGCUGCGAGCCCUGCGCCUCGCUGCAGGAGGCCGAGAAGGUGGUGGAGCUGCGCCAGGGCCCGCGCUACCUCAUCCUCACCCUGCUGCGCUUCUCCUUCGACCUGCUGCCGCUGGCGGGGGGCCGGGCGCAGGCCUACGACCUGUGCAGCGUCGUGGUGCACUCGGGGGUGUCCUCCGAGAGCGGGCACUACUACUGCUACGCCCGCGAGGGCGCCGCGCGCGCGGCCCCGGGCACGGCCGACAGGCCCGAGCCCGAGCACCAGUGGUACCUGUUCAACGACACUCGCGUGUCCUUCUCCUCCUUCGAGUCUGUCAGCAACGUCACCUCCUUCUUCCCCAAGGACACGGCCUACGUGCUCUUUUACCGGCAGCGGCCUGGGGAGGGACCCGAGGCCGAGCCGAGCUCCCCCAGGGGCCGCGCAGAGCCCGCCCUCCACAAAGACCUGAUGGAAGCCAUCUCCAAAGACAACAUCCUUUUCCUGCAGGAGCAGGAGAAGGAGGCCCGGAGCAGAGCGGCCUACAUCUCCGCGCUCCCCGCAUCUCCACGCUGGGGCCGGGGCUUUGACGAAGACGAAGACGGGGACGGAGGCUCUCCUGGGGGCUGCAGCCCCGCCGGCGGCAGUGGCGGCGACUUCCACAGACUGGUCUUCUGACGGGAACCCUUCCCCGUUCCUACCUGUGGGGGUGCCACAGCCGGCCUCAGGGAGGCCCUGACCCCUUUCUUCAGGGAGCCAGUGGCUGUGAUGUCCGCGUGCCCUGGUUUCCUGGCGUGUCUGGGGAGUAAGGAGGGCACACCCCCUGCUCGCUGACUGUUCAGGCACCGUGCGAGCUGAAAGCACCUACACGGAAGUGCUCUGUAAGCUGAAGGUGAGGACUGGGAGGCUUGAGGCAGGUGCUGGCAGAGGGAAGGGAGAACACACUCAUCAUCCUGAGGAGCAGGGGAGCCCAUUGCCCUUGGAGGGGUGGGUGGGGGCACAGGCGAGGGGCUGCCCAAUGG